Messenger RNA from Haemonchus placei, 588 nucleotides. The record is from the annotation of a GenBank genome assembly. Lineage: Eukaryota; Metazoa; Nematoda; Chromadorea; Rhabditida; Trichostrongylidae.
AUGUCCGCAGAACAUUCUCGGAGCAAUAGGCUAAGACCGACAUUUACUCGUACCCUUCAACUUGGACUGACCGAUCACGAAUUCUGAUGAAACAAUGAAAGUAUCAUUUAAAGUAUCGGAAGCAAUGGAAGCUGGGCCCUCUAGCAGUUGCAAGAAGAUUCAUCGCUCUUCUCCCAAAUCGAGAUCAGCAACCACGACUUCUGCUGGUGGAAGCAAGGGUACGCCUAAGCUGUCGGCUGUCAACAAACAGAAAAAACGUGUUCGAGGAAAACAUCGCCUACGUUUUUCCAUUAGAAAGCGCGGAAGAGGGUAUAUGUUUAUCAAGUUACGCCAUAAACAACCUGAUGAGUUUUAUCGCAAAUGCCUAGGCGCUUGCUACAAAUCUAACGAAGAUAUUCGCCAAAUGAGGGACAAAAUGAAAGUGCUCAGCCUGAAUACGAUGAAAUCGGCAAGAUUCCCGAAAUAGUUGGUUGUGUUGUAGCGGCAGGAAGUCAAGCGGUAUUCAUUACUACAGUACUAUGUAUGUAUACGUCUAUCGACGAGUUAUUUGUAAAUGAUGUUCUUGAAUCGUGCCUUGAUUUGUAUUAA